Messenger RNA from Paraglomus occultum, 263 nucleotides. Lineage: Eukaryota; Fungi; Glomeromycota; Glomeromycetes; Paraglomerales; Paraglomeraceae. The record is from the annotation of a GenBank genome assembly.
AUACAGAAGCGGCCGUUGUAAUAACGCGAGCAUCUCAUUUCACCAGACUGUUUGGCCUGGUGACAUCCGUCGCUCAUUCACCUCAAUCAGCGUCAAGGAGUCGGAGAAAUUUGGGGAGAAAUGUAUCUGAUCCCACAGGAAUAGCUUUGCUCAAAAGUGGCGAAUUCGGUGCGGUUGAGGAUGAUGAAAAUCGCAAUCUAUGCUACAAAUUAUAUAAAAGGGAAACGCAAACAAGACGCUUUCCUAGGGAAUUGUUGAUGAAG